Messenger RNA from Populus nigra (black poplar), 615 nucleotides. RefSeq lists its product as uncharacterized. The transcript has 2 exons. The record is from RefSeq and is a predicted model, not a curated record. Lineage: Eukaryota; Viridiplantae; Streptophyta; Magnoliopsida; Malpighiales; Salicaceae. Bases 74 to 412 code for a protein of 112 amino acids.
UGUGGUGGGAGAGGAAGUGAACAUUUUAGAGUAGAAAGGAAGGACUGUGUGAGCGACAGAAGAAGAGGAGGAGAUGAAUAACUUAACAGCAAGUGAAGUAGCAGGUUUUGGUGUUGGAGCUUUGCUUUUAUGUGCAACCAUUUCUGCCCCAAAGAUUGACUCUUUCAUCUCUGCUUCACAAAGAAGUUCUCUGGGGAUGUGCAAGAGAUGUGGUGAUCUAAGGAUGAUAGCAUGCUCAGGAUGUAAAGGAACUGGCUUAGUCAAAGAAGGUGGAGCAUUGAGUUUUACCUUUAUAGAUGAUAUGUAUGAGUCACUUGGCGGCGACUCAAAGGUGAAGACCAUUAGAUGUUCUAAGUGUCAAGCUAGAGGUCGCUUUUGCUGCCCUGAUUGCUCCAAAGCACAAUCAGUUUAAUUACAUAUUGCUCCAAAUUACAAUAAGUUUAAUAUCCUUAAUUCUCUUAUCAUAUCUGUCAGAUUCUGACUGAUUGUGGAUUAGAUUGUGAAAAAUAUAUGUUCUUGAGGGGAGAGAUGAUGGUCCACGAGCAUGCCAUAACCCUCAAGCUAAUCACGUUUCCUGCUUUCAUGAUAUUUCAACUUGCUUUCCAUUUUCAUGUA